AAUUAAAUAAUAUGUAUAGCCAGAAUUCCUUUUCAUUUAAUUAUUCUCCUUCCUUGUUCUUCACUUUGACGCAGAUAUUUUGGCACUUUAAAGGGUCUUCUGGGAAAUAUGAAUGUAAAGGCGGUGCUCUAACUGUAAAGAACGAAAACAGGUCCCGCAGGGAACACGCGCAACGAGGCGUUCAGAGGAAGUUCUAGCGGGCGGUUGACGCUUAUCGAGGUAUUUCGCUCCGGCUGUUUCAGAGAAAGAAAGAAAAAAAAAAAAAGCCGCCCAGCUGCAGCGACUGACCAUGUUCUGCGGUCUUAUGUUCUCUGCUGAAAGAAGCAAGCGGCUGUUUUUAUUCGCACAGGUCGGGUUGCGAGGAAGAGAGACAAGUUGAGGCGGCGCGCGGACUGACGGAGCUCCGCGAGAAGGCGAACGGCGGAACGCGCGUGCGAACGGCGGGAGAGGGAAGUGUGAAUCGUGCACGCCGCGCUGAGCGCCGAACUCUGAAUGUACGAAAGUCUGAGUGCUGAGCUCUGACCAAACACCUAACUCUGGAUGUUAAUCGGGGAGCGGCGUGUCCGAACACACUGGUGUCGCCCGUGCGGACCUGCUGCUGCUGCUGCGCGAGGGACAGCGACAGCGCAUUCGACCCCCUGCUGUAAGAGACUGUACCUGUGUCUGCGGAAGGAAGGAAAACAGGUCAGCAUUUUUGAUCUGCUCUGUAGGACAAAAGGAUGAAAAUGACUAACUGCUCCCAGGACGUACCAGCUGGAGUUCAGAUAUUCUAUAUCGCCGUGGGUGUUCCAACAUUCAUCUUUGGACUGUUGGUUAAUGUCGCUUUCUUAGUGGCGCUAUGCUAUAGCCAAAGAAACACUUGGACAUACAUGAUGGUCUACAUUGUGAACAUGGCCUUUUCAGACACCAUUGUUCUGAUAUUUUUGCCUGUUAAAAUGUACUCCUUCUAUAAUCAAUGGAAUUUUGUACAGCUCUGCUUGUUCUUUGUGUCCUCUUACUUUGUGAACAUGUAUGUCAGCAUCUUUACAGUCACUGCCAUAAGCGUGGUUCGAUAUGUUGCCAUCAAGUACCCUUUCCGAGCACUAGAGAUUAUGUCUCCCCGGAAGGCUGUGAUUGUGUGUGUGCUGAUCUGGCUGACCAUUUGCUCACUGAGCUACAUUUUCCAUUUUGUGGAUAGCCCAGGUGACAAUGCCACCAACAUCACUUGUUUUCAGAAGAUCAAGAAUGAUGCCUUUCCCCUUGAGUUCAUUCUGGUUUUAGAGAUAGUAGGUUUCCUCCUGCCUCUGAUUAUUAUGAGCUUUUGUUCAAUUAAAAUUGUCAUGUAUUUGUACAAGAAGACUGAUAUUAGCUCAGCCAGUGAGAAAACCCAGUGCAUUGGCAUUAUCAUCACCAAUCUCAUUGUUUUUAUAUUAUGCUUUACUCCUUUGCAUCUGAGCUUCCUGUUCAAGUUUCUUGUCCAGACCUACUACCCGGGCAGCUGCCAGCUUUACAAACUUGCACACAGCUUUGUUCAUAUAGCAACCUGCAUUUCCCAUACCAACUGUUGCUUUGAUGUUUUCAGCUACUACUUCUUGACCAGCAGUUUCUGGAAGCGGCUUUCAGCAUCUUUCCAGCUGAACAGAAAUACUUGUUGCUUUACAAAGAAUUCCGUUUUAUAAGUUUACCUUUAUUCAUUUAGCAGACACUUUUCUCCAUAGCAACUACUAAUGAACUCUAUGUAGUAGUAACAGCCUACACCUUACUCACCAAAGAGGUACCAGUGUACCUCUAGAAACACUACUUACAAUGAGCCGCUCAUCCAAACAUACUUUCACUCUGUCACUCACACACAGUAUGGGUAACUUUAGAGUUACCAGUGCACAUGAGUAGCAAGUUUUUGCACUGUAAGGGAACCAUGCAGACACAGGGAGAACAUAAAAACUCUACACAGACUGAGCAGGGCUCAAACCCAAGUCCUCUAGCACUACCCAGGUUCUGUGAGAAAGCAGUGCUACUCACUGUAGCAUCCAUGACUAAGUGACUAAGGCACAUAUAUCAACUGUGAAUAUCUGCUUGGAUCCAGGCAGCACAUGUAACAGUGGUUGUAAAGUGGACUUGAAACCAGAGUUUACAGUUCCAGUCCAGUGAAGGGUACUGCAGUUGUAUCCUUGAAUGAUGAUCCUAAACUGAAUUGCUUCACUAUAACUAUUCAGCUGUAUAAGGAGUAAAAUUGUAUUUUCUGAAAACAGUAUCUUCUCAGAAACAAUAGUAUACAAAGCUGGUGAUCCUCAUGUAACAUUAUAGUACAUUUAACUUGUGGUAUUUCACUUAUUCAGUAUAACUUUCUAUGUUUAUAUUUUUAUCAUUUAUAUGUUAUUUUUGCUGUUUCAGAUAUACAUGCAUUUUUGUGUGGAUAGGCAGCUCUUGAGAUCUUUUCUGCAAACUGACACACUGUUUAACAUACAGUAAUACAAAGUAUUUCAUAUUAAAAUGAAAGUGGUUAAUA
Scleropages formosus (Asian bonytongue) is the source of this 2485-nucleotide messenger RNA. RefSeq names its product G protein-coupled receptor 35, tandem duplicate 2 (gene gpr35.2). The transcript has 3 exons. Gene Ontology annotation, biological process: positive regulation of Rho protein signal transduction; phospholipase C-activating G protein-coupled receptor signaling pathway. The record is from RefSeq and is a predicted model, not a curated record. Lineage: Eukaryota; Metazoa; Chordata; Actinopteri; Osteoglossiformes; Osteoglossidae. Gene Ontology annotation, cellular component: plasma membrane. Gene Ontology annotation, molecular function: G protein-coupled receptor activity. The coding region runs from base 720 to 1658 and encodes 312 amino acids.